AUGGAUUCUCAGAUCACUAAGCUAACUAUAGCCUUAGACUGUGCCCACUCUGUUGAGGCGAAGGCCGAGAUAGAUACAAAAUGGUUAAAGGUCGAUCACGAAGACGAUCUGAGGGUUCAAAUUGAGCUUACUGACCUCCUGAAAUCCCAAGAUGCAAAAAUUAAGAAGCUCACAAAAGAGGCCACAAAUAGCUUUAAGAAAGGGAAGGAUGAUGAGGUCCCUACUGAGGGGCUUCUUGAAGCUCCUGCCAAAGGAAAUCUCGAGAUUUCUACUGAGGGGAAUCCUGAUGUUUUAUCUAUGGAUACCAUUGAACUUGUGGGGAAGAAAUAUGAGCUGAGCUGA
This is a messenger RNA of Ilex paraguariensis (yerba mate), 342 nucleotides long. The record is from the annotation of a GenBank genome assembly. Lineage: Eukaryota; Viridiplantae; Streptophyta; Magnoliopsida; Aquifoliales; Aquifoliaceae.